UUCACCUGCAUAAGUGUAAUAGUGACCGUGAGCUGGGAUCUAAGGAUGGACUGGGGCCUGCUACAAGGAAAUGGACUGUUAAAAGAGGAGCUUCUUAUCUCCAGAGAGGUCAAAUAUAUAAAAAGUCCUUGUAAUCUGUCCUUAUAAUCAACAAUCCUGCAUUACACUGUAUUGUUAAAUGUUCAUAGAGAAUUUGAAGAUUUACUCUGCAGAUGCAGUGUAACAUGAUGCACCUAAUACUUUGAGCUGUUAUUAUAUAUAGAAGUCUAGCUGAGCUAAAAUUAGAAUUUUUAUGGAUGUUCCAUAUUUAAUCUUAUUAAAAUCUAAUCAUGUUUGAACACUUAGUCAUGCCUCUGUGUGCGUUGGUGUUUUAUUAUAUUUUAACUUCAACAUAUUCUGUUUAUUUUUAUGUGGCGUUUUAGGUUUAUUACUAUGCAGCCAUGUUAGCAGAUGUGCUACUGCGGAUCUCCUGGGCUAUUAAUAUCCUCUUGGCUCAGAUGAAGGAUUCAGCUGCUGCUGUUACUGCUAGUGCCAUACUGGCUCCACUGGAGGUCCUCAGGCGUUCGAUCUGGAAUUUCUUCCGGCUGGAAAAUGAGCACUUGAAAAACUGUGGGCAGUGUCGAGCCGUUCGUGACUUUGAUUUGCCUGCUAGUCCAAUAACCCUGCCACAGCAGAUCCUCACUGAGAAGCUGAAGGACUCGAAUGAGAAGAUCGUCGGCCAUCAGGAAACCGGUACCUCACAGCGUAAACCUUCUAAUUUACUGUUGAGAUAUCUAAGAUCAAGAGUGAAGGAAACACACUUACCAGUUGGGAGCCCAGAGAUGGAGUCAACGUAAUGUCUACAAGGACGACAAAGGAG
Molecule: messenger RNA, 859 nt
Organism: Silurus meridionalis
Lineage: Eukaryota; Metazoa; Chordata; Actinopteri; Siluriformes; Siluridae
Product: xenotropic and polytropic retrovirus receptor 1 homolog
Exons: 3
Coding region: 441-836 (131 amino acids)
Biological process (GO): phosphate ion transport; cellular response to phosphate starvation
Cellular component (GO): plasma membrane; Golgi apparatus; cytoplasm
Molecular function (GO): inositol hexakisphosphate binding
Source: RefSeq, a predicted model, not a curated record